AUGGCCGACGUGGAAUUUGCUGCCCUCCUCAUCAAGAAGAAAAAGAAGAAACAACUCAAAAAAGUGUAUAUUGUUGAUGAGUACUCUAAACGGAACAUCGAAAAGGCGACGAAAAUCAAUCCCGAAAGUACAGAGCAAGAGUCUACGAUAAAGGUCUUGCUAACCUUCAUUCUAAUAAUACUUGCACAAUCGACGGCUUCUUUUAUGCUCGGUGACCAAUGCAAUGGUGACUGGGAAUGUAGAGAGGAAAUUAUUGGAUCUAUAUGUCACAGAGGACGAUGUGCCUGUCAGCCUUUUUACGCCAGAGUCAACCAAACCACGUGUUUACAAUCUACUCUCCUUGGAUAUGACUGUUUAGUACCGGAACAAUGCUCUCUGAAGGUGGCCAAUAGUAGCUGUUUGGAUGGUGCAUGUCGUUGUAUUGAUGGUUUCCUGCAGUUCCGGAAGCAUACUUGUCUUGGACCUGCACGACCGGGAAAUGUCUGUUACAGUAAUGAACACUGCCGCUUGUGGACCGCCGAUAGUCACUGUGAUUUUUUGAUCCCAAACCUAUUUGGCAGAUGCCAGUGCAACUCUCCAUUCAAACAAGUUGGUGAUUCUUGCGUCAGAUCCGCAUUCCAAAGUGAACUUACCACUAUAGUUGCUGCUACUACCAUAACAAGUUCACCAAGGACAGGUUCAACUACCAUAAGUUCAAUGACAAGUUCAACCACAAGUUCUGCCACUACGCCACAAUUGACAACACGUCAUCAAAAUAAUGAGAUCGAAACAAAUGUUAUCGACGAUGAUUCAACUCCACAUUCACCUGUGUUUCUUAGAACUAAUUCAAAGAAAUCUGUGACGAAAAAGACACCAUCUUCCAUUACCACUACGGAACUACCUUUGACUCAAGAACCUACCUCUGCUCCAAUGGACUUUACAACUAAGACUACCAUAUCAAGCAGAUCAACCACGAUGGAACCUACAUCAGCUUCACCUAUAGAAACUGUCAAACCUUCAAUUACUUCGACUCAGCCUCCUACAACAACAGGUAUAAGGACUAGAGUGGAAAAUGGCGACGAAGCUGUCAGUUUGGGUUUACCUUGUGUAACAGAUAUUCAGUGCAGAAUGGCCGAUCCUUCUUCCAGAUGCUUAGAGGGCGUUUGUGAUUGCCUUGUCAGAUCAAAUGAGACCAGAUCUUGUUCAGCAAGAAACAGAGGAUGCAUUCCAGGAACUUUUCAGGAUUCAAUAUUUUCCAAACAAGAGCAAUUGGUAGGUACUGAAAAUUUGCGAAAAAUGUUCAUUUACGACUCUCUGAGGUGA
Leptinotarsa decemlineata (Colorado potato beetle) is the source of this 1302-nucleotide messenger RNA. It is a transcript of the gene ImpE1, whose product is annotated as Ecdysone-inducible gene E1. Lineage: Eukaryota; Metazoa; Arthropoda; Insecta; Coleoptera; Chrysomelidae. The record is from RefSeq and is a predicted model, not a curated record. Gene Ontology annotation, molecular function: protein binding.